CUCAGCAGGACACUCGCCCCAGCAGGACACUCGCCCCAGCAGGCAACAGCCUCAGCGGGUGCCGUUGCAAAGGCCGCGCCUGGCACAACACUGAGCAGCCCCUGUGUCGGUGUGUCCCGGGUGACUCAGCAGCCUCAGCACCCAGCACUCAGCGUUGACAGCCGCCGUAUCCUUUCUGAUUGCCACGAUGCCGGAACCCAAGCCCUUUGAGCGCCUUCCCGGCAACAUCAAGCCCCUGCACUACAAUAUCAAACUGCAGCCCAACCUAGUGAAGUGUGUCUUCCAGGGGUCAGAGGAAGUGGACAUUGAGAUUAAAGAAGCCACAAAGCAAAUUAAAUUUAACACUCUAGAGUUGACCUUGCGUGACAUCAAGGUCACACUCUCCUCUGGGGAAGAGCUUAUUCCAGCAUCAACAGAGAUUUCCACUGUCAAUGAAAUGGCCAUCCUCACUUUUGAAGAGACUUUGCCCAUUGGAACAGCCAAGUUGAGUGUGGCUUUUGAUGGAGAGCUGAAUGACAAGAUGAAAGGAAUGUACAGAAGCAAAUAUACUUCGGUAUCUGGAGAGGAGCGGUACUCGGCUGUCACCCAGUUUGAGGCCACAGAUGCCCGCCGCUGCUUUCCCUGCUGGGAUGAGCCUGCCCACAAGGCUACCUUUGGUGUGACUCUGACUGUUCCUACUGAUCGCGUUCCUCUCUCUAACAUGCCGGAAAUCUCAAGGGAACCGCAUGAAAGUGAUCCCACCCUUCAAGUAGUGAAGUUCGCCACCUCCCCCCUCAUGUCCACCUACCUGGUGGCCGUGGUGGUGGGGGAGUAUGACUAUGUGGAGGACACUUCAGCAGAUGGCAUAAAGGUGCGUGUGUACACUCCAGUCGGCAAGCAGGAGCAAGGGAAGUUUGCUCUUGAUGUGGCCACAAAGGUGCUGCCGUACUACAAGGAGUACUUCAACAUUGCCUAUCCCCUGCCCAAGAUUGACCUCAUUGCCAUUGCAGACUUCUCUGUUGGUGCCAUGGAGAACUGGGGCCUAGUUACCUACAGAGAGACCUGCCUCCUGGUGGAUCCCCACAACACCAGUGCCAGCCAGCGGCAGUGGAUCGCUCUUGUGGUGGGGCACGAGUUGGCUCACCAGUGGUUUGGUAACCUUGUUACAAUGGAGUGGUGGACUCACUUGUGGCUGAAUGAAGGCUAUGCAACCUUUGUGGAGUUCCUCUGUGUGGACCACUUGUUCCCUGAGUAUGACAUCUGGACCCAGUUUGUGACUAACACUUACAUCCGGGCCCUGGAGCUGGAUGGGCUCAAAAACUCUCAUCCUAUUGAAGUACCUGUGGGCCAUCCUUCUGAGGUGGAUGAAAUCUUUGAUGACAUAUCCUACAACAAAGGUGCAUCCGUCAUCCGCAUGCUGCACUGCUACCUUGGCGAUCAGGAUUUCAAGUCAGGGAUGAACAAGUACUUGACAAGACACCAGUAUGGCAACACCUACACAGAAGACCUCUGGGCAGCCCUAAGUGAAGCCUCCAACAAGCCUGUCGCGGAGGUCAUGAGCACCUGGACCAAGCAGACUGGGUUCCCCAUGAUAUCUGUUAGUUCUCAUCAAGAUGGGGAUAACAGAGUGCUCACAUUGACGCAGCAGAGGUUCCUUGCCGAUGGCUCUACAGGAGAAAACAAUAUGUGGAUGGUGCCCAUCAGUGUUUCAACUGAGAAGAAUCCAUCUAAGGUAGUUGCAGAAGUGUUGCUGGAAGGAAAGUCAACUUCAAUUGUUCUUGAUGGAGUUUCUGCGUGCACUUGGGUGAAACUUAAUCCCGGAACUGUUGGAUAUUAUAGGAUACAGUAUCCUCCUGAAAUGCUUGCCCAGCUUAUCCCUGCAAUCAAGAACAAGCAACUUCCACCUCUUGAUCGCCUGGGCAUUUUUGAUGACCUCUUCUCCAUGGUUCAGGCUGGACACACCAGUACUGUUGAGGUUCUGAAGGUGCUGCAGGCCUUUGAGGAUGAAACUGACUACACUGUGUGGUCUGCUGUGCACAACUGUGUUGCACGACUCAACCAGCUGCUGUCCCACACGGACUUCCAUCCCAGCUUUGCAGCCUUCGUCCGACAUCUGUUCUGUAAGAUAAGCCAGCAUCUUGGCUGGGAAGCAAAGCCUGGGGAAAAACACCUGGACACCUUGCUGCGGUCACUGGUGUUGGGGCAGCUGGGCUUGUACGGGGAAGAGUCUGUUGUGGCCGAGGCCAAAAAGCGUCUGGCGGCUCAUGUGGCCAACACCACCACACUGCCUGCUGACCUGCGCUCCCCUGUGUACAAGACUGUGGUGUCUCAGGCUGAUGAGAAGACAUAUGAGCAGAUGCUGAAGCUCUACAGGGAGGCUGACCUGCAUGAAGAGAAAGACCGCAUCUCCCGCUCCCUGGGAGCCACCCGAGACCCCAACCUUAUUCAGCGAGUCCUACAGUUUGCCAUGUCUAGUGAGGUGAGGAACCAGGACACCAUCUUCGUCAUCAUUAGUGUGGCAAUGACUGCCCCGGGACGCUCUGCUGCCUGGGCCUUCUUCAAAAAGAACCAUCAGGAGCUGCUGGACAGAUAUGAGGGAGGAUAUCUGGUCACCCGGUUGAUACGCUACAUCACUGAAAACUUUGCUAGCGAAGAAAUGGCAUCAGAGGUGGAAAACUUUUUCCGAGACAAGCAGAUUCCUGGCACGGAAAGAACAGUACAACAGAGCCUGGAGACCAUCAGACUCAACGCUGCCUGGCUGCAGCGUGAUCAGGAUGCCAUCAAGAAGUACCUGGCAGAGGCCACACAGUAAUGAGGCUGUGUCACUGCUGCUACCAUUAUGACCUCUAGGUAUAUCCUUUUACCCUGUCUCUUUCUUUAUAGGUUUUAUAUAUAUAUAUAUAUAUAUAUAUAUAUAUAUAUAUAUAUAUAUAUAUAUAUAUAUAUAUAUAUAUAUAUAUAUAUAUAUAUAUAUAUAUAUAUAUAUAUGUAAUCACUUUCUCUUUCCUAAAACACUUGCCACCAAGUGAAAGGGUAAUUUUUUUACUACACUGACUUUGUUCUUUAUCUCAGUUGAAGGUUUCAUUUUAAGAGCCUCCGGGCGGCACUCAGUGUUAUUCAAAUGGUACAGGCACAGGCCACGAGUGGAUUCAGAAUACCUCAUGGAGUACAAGCUCACUAAGGCUGGGCCGAUAACUGGAGUAUAAAGUGUAUUAUCUGAUAAUGUAAUCCUGAAUGGUUAAGUAAAUGCUAAGUAAGAUAAUAUCAUUUGUGAUCAGUCUGUUUCUCAGUUUGCUAAAAAUGAAAGCUAUGUACUGACUUCCAAAGACUGCUCAUGAAUAGCCUACUGUGGAGUUAAGCAUAGGCUACUAUACUGAUUGUGCAUCACAAUAUGCUUUACUAACAUUUUAUGAAAUUCAUGUGGAUCAUAAUUUUUGAAUAAAGGAAACAUAAAG
Messenger RNA from Eriocheir sinensis (Chinese mitten crab), 3434 nucleotides. It is a transcript of the gene Psa, whose product is annotated as puromycin-sensitive aminopeptidase-like. The record is from RefSeq and is a predicted model, not a curated record. NCBI's taxonomy places the organism in Eukaryota, Metazoa, Arthropoda, Malacostraca, Decapoda, Varunidae. The transcript is spliced from 16 exons. Gene Ontology annotation, biological process: peptide catabolic process; proteolysis. The coding region runs from base 188 to 2791 and encodes 867 amino acids. Gene Ontology annotation, cellular component: cytoplasm. Gene Ontology annotation, molecular function: zinc ion binding; metalloaminopeptidase activity; peptide binding.